UCGCUUUUCUCAAAAGUAGUGGAGUACCCUACCGUGUUUCAUUAGUCUUGCCGGCUUCAUAGACAAAGGAUUCUUUUUUCCCGUGCUUGCCACAGCCAUCGCCAUCUGCAAGCCCAAAUCAACACACACCACACAGAGAGAGAGAGCAACAAUGGCGGAAGUUCUGGUGAGCGCAUCCACAGGGGCAAUGGGUUCCCUCCUCCGGAAGUUGGGAGCUAUGUUGACAGAUGAAUACAAGCUGCUCAAGAACGUCCGUGGGGACAUCAAGUUCCUCAAGGACGAGCUGGAGGUCAUGUGCGCAUUCCUCCUCAAGAUGUCAGAUGUGGAGGAGCCUGAUGAACCAACAAAGCUGCGUGUGAGGGCGGUGCGGGAGAUGUCCUAUAAGAUAGAGGACAACAUCGACAAGUCCAUGGUCCUCGUGGAACACGAGUCCUCCUGUUCCGAGGCUCAUGGCGUCACCAAGCUCAUGGACAAGUGCAAGAACUUGCUGCCGGACAUCAAGACCCGCCGCAGGAUCGCCAAGGAGGUCAAAGACAUCAAGAAAGAAAUUAAGGAUGUCAGCGACAGGUUUUCAAGGUACAAGAUUGACGACUCCUCCUCCUCUAUGCCGGCAAAAGACAAGGUCGACCCUCGACUUCGUGCAGUCUACAAAGAGGCCACAGAGCUCGUCGGAAUUGAUGGACCAAAAGAUGAACUUGUCAAGUGGCUGAAUGAGAAAGAGGGCCAAUCACUUAAAUCUGUCUCUGUUGUUGGAUAUGGAGGGUUGGGCAAGACCACACUCGCCAACCAGAUCCGGGUCAACCUUGGAGCGACCUUCGACUGCGGGGCUUUUGUCUCGAUUUCACGCAAGCCUGACAUGAAGGCGAUAUUAAGAUCUAUAUUAUCACAAAUCACCAAGAAAGACGAUGCUUGCUCUAGAUUAGAUGAUAUACAACUCAUCAUCGACAAGAUUCGAGAAUUCCUCCAAGACACAAGGUACUUCAUCAUAAUUGAUGAUAUAUGGGAGUUAGGAACAUGGGAAACUUUGAAAUGUGCAUUUGUCAAGAAUACAUUGGGCAGCAGAAUAAUUAUCACAACACGUAUAGUUGAUGUUGCCAAAUCUUGCUCUCCUUCUAGUGAAGAUCUUGUCUAUGAGAUGAAACCACUCAGUGAGGCUGACUCAAAGAAAUUGUUUUUCAAGAGGAUAUUUGGCUGUGAAGAAAGCUGUCCUGAUAGCUUGAAAGAAGCUGCCAAUGAUAUUUUGAAAAAAUGCCGUGGUCUACCUCUGGCCAUCAAUGCCAUUUCUAGCUUGUUGGCCACAACAAGGGAAACAAAAGAAGAGUGGGACCGGGUGCGACAUUCAAUACGCUCUUCAAAGGUCAAAAGUGAUAUAAUAGAGACCAUGAAUUACAUAUUAUCCCUUAGUUAUUUUGAUCUUCCCCACCACCUAAGAAGCUGCUUAUUGUACUUGGCUCUGUUUCCUGAAGACAGAUUGAUUGAAAGGCAGCGGUUGGUACGCAGAUGGAUUUCUGAAGGCUUUAUCCAUGGAGAAAGUGGACAAGAUCUUAUGGAAUUAGGAGAGGAAUAUUUUCACCAGCUUGUAAACAGAAGUCUAAUACAGCCCGACUACAUAGGGUAUGACGGCAAGGCAAAGUAUUGCCGAGUCCAUGACACCAUCCUUGAUUUCCUAAUUGAGAAAUCCUCUGAAGAGAACAUGUGUACUGUCCUAAAGAAACAAUGCAAGCCUAAUGGCAUAGUUCGUCGGCUCUCUCUAAUGGGGAAUGAGGAUGAAGAAAUCGUGGAGCAAUUGGAUCUGUCACACGCUCGGUCAAUCAGUGCUUUUGGGGAUAUCAAGCUAUUGCCUUCGCUUGGGAGGUCAAAAUGCUUGCGCGUGCUAGACUUGCAACACUGCGGCCAGUUGAAAAAUCAUCAUAUCAAGGACAUUGAAAGACUCUAUCAGCUGAGAUACUUGGAUAUCUCUUUUACAGGAAUCACGGAGCUUCCCAGGCAAAUUGGGGAGUUGCUGUAUCUAGAGACGCUAGUUAGUACAUCCUCUGGAUUACGUGAGCUUCCUGAAAGCACAACUCGGCUACAACGACUGGCACGUUUGUUUGUUUACCACGGUUGUAAGCUUCCAGAUGGGUUGGGAAACUUGAUAAACUUGCAAGAGCUUGAUUGCGUUGAUGCCUUGCAGUUGAAGCAUGUGGAAGAGCUCGGCAAACUAACAAAUCUGAGAAAGCUGAGGAUUAAAUUGGACACUGAUGGGAUUGAAGGCAACAAAUUAGAAGAGUCCAAGGAAAAGCUGGUGUCCUCUCUCUGUAAACUGGACGAAUGCGGCCUCCGUUCCCUGAGUAUUUAUUAUUAUCUGAGAGAAAAGGAUGGAGAAGAGCCGUUCCUCCCUGCUUUAGGUUGUAUCGAGGAGGUUUUUGUAUAUGGACAAGAUAUCAGCCGGAUUAGCAGAUGGCUCGCGUCACUUCCCAACCUACACAGGUUGUUUUUCGAUGAUCCGAAAAUGGAGCAGCAGGAUAUUGAGAUGAUUGGAUUGAUACCCAAUCUGAUCGAUUUGACACUGUCUUUAAGCGAAACAGACGAUGCUGGGCGGCUCAUCAUCAGGCGUGAAGGAUUUCAACAGUUGCAGAGUUUUUGGGUUUACGAUACUCGUAUGGGAGUUUUAAUGUUUGAACCGGGGGCUAUGCCGAGGCUCAAGGAGCUUAUACUCUACCACUUCAUCGGAAAGCCCAAAUCUGCUGCGGUCGAUUUCGACUUUGGCAUCCAACGCCUCUCCAGCCUUGCUCGCCUCACUGUCGGCUUAUACUGCGUUGGCUCGACGGCGGCAGAAGUAGAGGCUGCGGAGGAUGCUUUCAAGAGCAUGGCCGAGGCGAACCCCAACCGUCCAAUACUGGAGAUGACAAGAUAUUAAUACGCAGCAUAUGUUACGAGACGAGCAAAUAGAUAUGGCAGGCUCAGCUACAACGCCGGCCGUCAAGUCCUAGAUGCCUAAACCGAGAUGCGCCUUUGGUUAUGGAGCCCAAGUCACGUACUCUGAUUGGAUGCUGCAACAAAUGAAGCUCCACAUUUCUAUUCGGGCUACCUCUUUGUCGCAAAGCUGGUGUACUCUUGUGAUUUGUGUUGCGCAACUGAUUCUUCUGUACAUGUCUGGAAGUAUCACGAAUUAGUGGAAUGAUUAGGAAUAAGUAAGACAAGUAUCACGAAUUCAGAGUCAGAUGCAAUUUUUUUCUUUUCUUUUGGGCAUAAGUAGAUUGUCAUUUGAGUAUUUUUUCCAUUAAUAUUUGUGUAUUCUUAGAUUGAGACUUUGAUAUGUAACCCAGAUUUCUGUUGUUAGGAAAGACAUACCGUGUAGCUUAUCAGAAGAAAAGAUCUGGCGUGCAUCUAUAUUCUAUAA
Triticum urartu is the source of this 3382-nucleotide messenger RNA. Its product is annotated as disease resistance protein RGA5. Lineage: Eukaryota; Viridiplantae; Streptophyta; Magnoliopsida; Poales; Poaceae. Gene Ontology annotation, molecular function: ADP binding. The record is from RefSeq and is a predicted model, not a curated record. Gene Ontology annotation, biological process: defense response to other organism.